Molecule: messenger RNA, 1560 nt
Organism: Cercopithifilaria johnstoni
Lineage: Eukaryota; Metazoa; Nematoda; Chromadorea; Rhabditida; Onchocercidae
Source: the annotation of a GenBank genome assembly
AUGGCGUCAUAUUUUUGGUUGUUAACUGUUAUCUCGUCAUGUUGCAUUAUCAAUAUCACAUUUGCUUUUGGUAAUCAUCGGCAUUCAUCAUAUCAACGACCACCACAACCACCAUAUCAACAAUUACCACAUCAACAACCACCACAACCAUCAUAUCAACGACCACUAAAAUCAUCAUAUCAACGACCACCACAUCAACAGCCACAGUUCCCGAAACAACCGUUUCCACCACAACAACCACCACAGUUCCCGAAACAGCCGUUUCCACCACAACAACCACCACAGUUCCCGAAAGAACCGUUUCCACCACAACAACCACCACAGUUACCGCAACAACCGCAUCUACCACAACAACCACAGUUGCCGCAACAGCCGCAUCUACCGCAACAACCACCACAUCAACAACCACAGUUCCCGAAACAACCGUUUCCACCACAACAACCACCACAGUUACCGCAACAACCGCAUCCACCACAACAACCACAGUUACCGCAACAGCCGUUCCCACCACAACAACCACCACAUCAACAACCACCAAAUCAGCAACCACAGUUACCGCAUCAGCCGUAUCCACCACAACUUCCACCCCCUUCAUCACCUAAUUCACUUCCACCACCGCAUCCUCCAACCCCAUGUCCGGAACCACCUCCAUGUCCAGCUCCACCACCACCAACACCUUGUCCACCUCCACCACCAUCAAAACCAUGUCCACCUCCAUCACCUCCACCUUCCUGUCCUCCACCGCAAUGUCCUGCUCCGCCACCACCUCCUCCGUGUCCACCGCCACCACCUCCAGUUCCAUGUCCGGAACCACCUCCAUGUCCACCUCCACCACCACCAAAACCAUGUCCACCUCCACCACCUCCACCUCCUUGUCCUCCACCGCAAUGUCCUGCUCCGCCACCACCUCCUCCUUGUCCACCACCACCACCUCCUACACCAUGUCCGAAACCGCCUCCAUGUCCACCACCACUACCACCACCACCACCACAACCAUGUCCAGAAAAACCUUGCCCACCUUCAUCACCGACCUCGUGUCCACCAACAUAUUGUCCUCCUCCGUCAGCCUCACCUCCAUGUUCGAGUUCUUCAUCAUCAAUGUUUUCACCUCAUUCACCUCCAAAUGAUCAUGCAUCAAACUCGCAAAGUUAUGCAGUUCAUCCACCAUCAUCUAUUUGUAGAAGAAAUGCCAAAAUGUGCUCAAUGUGCAGUCAUAAAUUAAGAAGUAAAAGAUCUGUUAAUUUAAUUGGAUCAUAUUUUACUAAUGAUGAAAAUCCUGCAACAAUAGCACGACAAAAUAAAAGGAACAAGCGAGAAGAAAUGAAUUUAGUUGUAAAUAAUACUUGCAACAAUGAAGAUCUAAUGGAAAUUAUGGAUCAGAAUUUAUCGACCAAUUUGACAGAUUCAAAACGAUCAAUUCAAAAAGUUGCUGAACAGAAAUUAAAACGUGAUUUCAAUGUGAUUUGCACCGAUCAUUCAUUCACAUUUGUCACACAUGCUACUCUAUACUGUCAAAUAGCUAAAUUUGAUGUUUCAUGCUAUGCUUUUUCCACUGAUUAA